AUGAGUUGCUUCAGUGCAGCGGACAAGGGCCUCAUGACCUUUGCCCUGCCGCUAACACCAACAACCACAACAACUAAUCUGAUGACCACUACUACGCAAUACUACUACCACUCGUUCAGCUUUGUCGAUAGACGUCCAGCACCUAAAAUUCCUCCGUCCACUCGUCCGUCUCCUCUUCCAUCUUCUUCUUCUUCUUCAUCGACUUGCACUUGGUCGUCCUCGUCCGCUUCUUCUCGCCUUAAUGCAGGUACUGCGGCAGCCACAACCCAUCCGUCCCGCCUAGUUCCCGUCAAACCGGACACGUCCAGCCCCCACCACCACCGAAGGCCAUUGAAUGUUCCUCCGCCGCCUUCCCCGUCCUCUUCUUCUUCUUCUUCUUCACUGCGCAGCAGCUCAACCGACGCUAAGUCUUACCUGAAACCUACCAAGGCUUCCUCGCUUAAAGCCCCUGGCACCACCACUACGAGAGCCAACAACAUUUCAUUCUGA
Messenger RNA from Daphnia pulicaria, 489 nucleotides. RefSeq names its product putative protein TPRXL. Lineage: Eukaryota; Metazoa; Arthropoda; Branchiopoda; Diplostraca; Daphniidae. Bases 1 to 489 code for a protein of 162 amino acids. The record is from RefSeq and is a predicted model, not a curated record. The transcript has a single exon.